CAUGUCUGUAUAUGUCAAGAAUCACUUCAGCUGCCGCACGCUAUUGCAAACAUUACUCAUCUCCUCCAGUGGUGCCGCGAGAAAAAAGUUUCAUAUUUGAUUUUUAGCUUCGGGAGAUUAUGAGGGAUUCCAAAACUGAUUUCUUUGCGAUUACUGCGCGCAACGAACCUACAGUGUAUUGGAGUGGAGGAAAAACAGCUGGAGUGCUGUCCGGGGUACUGAAGUCAAGAAGCCAGAGGUGCUGAAGAGAGCACAGGCAUUUUCACACGGGAGUGUGUCUAUGCCACUGAAGUCUUGAGAUGACUCGGAAAAGGCUGCGUUCUGUGGCUGCCUGGGGAUUCAUUGCGUGGGAAAUAGGACUAUUGCUGAGUCUGGUAGCUUCAAAAGAACCAGAAAACCCUCGAGGAAGAACAGUACCCAUGUCACCCUCUGACUUCCUCGACAAGCUCAUGGGAAGAACCUCAGGUUAUGAUGCCAGAAUUAGGCCCAACUUUAAAGGUCCACCUGUGAAUGUUUCAUGCAACAUAUUCAUUAACAGUUUUGGCUCCAUCGCUGAGACAACUAUGGAUUACAGAGUGAACAUUUUCCUCCGGCAGCAGUGGAACGACCCACGGUUAGCUUACAGCGAGUAUCCGGAUGACUCUCUGGACCUUGAUCCCUCUAUGUUAGACUCCAUUUGGAAGCCUGAUUUGUUCUUUGCCAACGAGAAGGGGGCGCACUUCCAUGAGGUCACCACAGACAACAAGCUCUUGAGAAUAUUCAAAAAUGGAAAUGUCCUCUAUUCAAUCAGAUUGACUCUGACGCUCUCGUGUCCGAUGGAUCUGAAGAAUUUCCCCAUGGAUGUGCAGACGUGCAUAAUGCAGCUGGAGAGUUUUGGCUACACAAUGAAUGACCUGAUCUUUGAAUGGCAACAGAAGGGACCCGUGCAGGUGGCAGACGGACUAACCCUCCCACAGUUCAUCCUCAAGGAUGAAUCAGAUUUAAGAUACUGCACCAAACACUACAACACAGGCAAGUUCACAUGCAUCGAGGUCCGCUUUCACCUGGAAAGACAGAUGGGCUACUACCUGAUCCAGAUGUACAUUCCCAGCCUGCUCAUCGUCAUCCUCUCUUGGGUCUCCUUCUGGAUCAACAUGGAUGCUGCACCUGCCCGUGUCGCCCUGGGAAUUACCACAGUGCUCACCAUGACAACACAGAGCUCUGGAUCCAGGACAUCCUUACCUAAGGUGUCCUAUGUGAAGGCCAUUGACAUUUGGAUGGCUGUGUGCUUGCUUUUUGUCUUCUCUGCCCUGUUGGAGUAUGCUGCAGUCAACUUUGUUUCACGGCAACACAAGGAGCUCUUAAGGUUCCGACGGAGAAGAAAGAAGUCUGGCAAGGUUAUCAGUCAAACAUUUGAUGAGGAGGUUACCGAGUCAUUGCGUCAUAUCAAUGGCCUGUGCAGUGCCAAGCCCGUUUAUGGAUCAAUGGGCCAACUCGACGAAUCAAAUGGCAUGGAGGAGGACAUGCGGGAGAGCCGGCUGAGCUUCACGCCCAAUGCAGGGAAGGACGGAGCCGUGCCCAAAGCUGCAAACAAUGUGGCCACAACACCCUCUAAACCAGCCCUUGCUGCCGGCAAGAGUCAUGAGGAGAUGAGAAAACUCUUUAUUGACCGAGCCAAGAAGAUCGACACUGUGUCCCGUGCUGGCUUCCCACUGGCUUUUCUGUUUUUCAACAUUUUCUAUUGGGUUCUGUACAAAAUCCUACGCCAUGAGGAUGUUCACAAGCCAUAGAUGGAAAGACAUGGCAUGUUGCACCAUGGGAGGCACAAUAGUAACACAGCAAUGCUUCAUCAAGAAACUCUGAUGUUAUUAUUCGUGUGCAAGACUUCUUGCCAAGAUUUAAGCUACAUACUGAAAUAACUUCCAGAAACUGUGAUGUCAAGGACCAAUGGCUGCUUUCAAUACUUUGAAUACUGUUUGUGUUGUACACUCAUAUGAGGACACUGCGCUCACUAUGCAAAUGGAAAGGCAUCCUUGGGCCUCUGGCACACCUGUCCAACACGUACACACCUAAAACAAAAGCAAUCAACACUUCCACACACCUCAGCACUGUUUCACAGUCUGACACAGAUUAGACACUAUCUACAGCCCUUUGUAGUAACAAAUGUGUGUCUUGCACUGGUUUUGUCAACUCUGUUGUCUUCAGCUUUACUGCCAAUGUUCUAUGUAGGAUUUUUUUAUAUACAGCUACAGUAAUUAAAAUGCCAAGUAUAUAACAGAGUGCAAGAGCAGAGAUAUAGCCUAUAUUAUACACAUUUCUAAACACACUGUAUGUUGUUGAUGAUUUUAUAAGGAGGCAUUGAAUAGGUUUUACUAGCAGUUGGUCAGUAUAUCAUUCAGUCCUUGACAACAGCUACUGUAUCAUUUUAUCCAGACACAGACCUGAUUGGUGACCAGCUCUAGAAACCAGCAUUCAGGCCCCCCCAAAAAAAAAAAUCCUGAGCUUAAUCUCAAGAAUGAACCAAAAAAAAAAAAAAGAAAAAAAAAAAACCUCUUCUGUUUACAGCUAUCAACAUCUUUACAUCAGCUGCUACAAGAAAACAAAGAUAUCCACCAUGAAAUGAGCUACAUUUUUAGAUUUUAAUGGGUUGUGUGAUGUUGGAAACCACAGAGCAAUCAAAACCAUUAUACCCUAAAUUAAAUAGUCCUUAAACAAAAGUGUUAUUAUUUCACUAUUGCAAGUACUUUCAAACUUUAACAAUGAUGCCAGCACAAAAAAGGUGGCUUGGGAUAAAUACUUUCAGACAUGUGUUGCAAAUUCAUAAAUGGAGAAAAUAUUUCAUGGAGGGCUGGAUAGAAAGCCUCUCUCUCUCCAAGGGCAAUGGUUAUAUCAGCCAAUGUAAUUUCCAAGAUAAGCUCUAAAAAUAUUAAAUAAUAAUAGAAAUGAAAUAUUGCCAUAUAUAGUUUGGAAUCGAGCAGUUGAUAGUUGACUGUGAAUCAAUUGAAGUGUUUUAAACAGAUGUAACAGUAUGAAUGGUCAUCAUUAGGUCAUUUAAUUAUUGUAGGAUUUUGAGGAACUAUCAAAUUACAUUAAAUAAUGUUAAAUUAUUUAUUAAGUAAUUUAUUAAAUAACAAUAUUUAAUUCUGCCUUUUUGGAAAUUUUACUUUAAAUGUGUUUGUAGUGCAUUCCAAGAAUAUCCUAAAGCAUAUUAAUGUCUUGGAAAGAUGUGUGUUUGGAAACACAAUUUAAAUUUGGAAAAAAAAUUAAAAAGGCAAAUUUGUUCAAAUAAUUUUAUCGUUA
This is a messenger RNA of Myxocyprinus asiaticus (Chinese sucker), 3279 nucleotides long. Its product is annotated as glycine receptor subunit alpha-3-like. Bases 300 to 1769 code for a protein of 489 amino acids. The transcript is spliced from 10 exons. Gene Ontology annotation, molecular function: glycine binding; transmembrane signaling receptor activity; transmitter-gated monoatomic ion channel activity. Gene Ontology annotation, biological process: chloride transmembrane transport; nervous system process; chemical synaptic transmission. Gene Ontology annotation, cellular component: plasma membrane; synapse; neuron projection. The record is from RefSeq and is a predicted model, not a curated record. NCBI's taxonomy places the organism in Eukaryota, Metazoa, Chordata, Actinopteri, Cypriniformes, Catostomidae.